CAGAAUGGCUGCGGACCCCCUUAUAAAUAUGGGUAAUAUUUCCCUAAACUGGAAGCCACUCUAGUUUUCUAUUCUAAAUUGAGGAAGGCCAUGCUAUUUGCUCCGAUUGUUUUAUGCAUAGGCUAUUUCUCUGCAAUGAAUGAGUGCCACAAACCAAAGGAAUUUUGAAAAGUUACCAUUGUAAUUUAAACUGUUUGCAUGGGUGUGCGUGAAAAGAUUGGGGUUGGAUUGAUGAUUAAAGAAAAUAGUUGUUCUAGCCAUGCAAUGAUUCUACUUAUCUGCUCAAAGACUCCUCAAUCACCGGAUGAAAUGGGCGGAGCGUACGUGCUCAACUUUUUGCUGUUGUCUGCAGUGAUAUCACAAAACAACACCGUGCGUAAUAUGAAGCCUUCCCAAAUCACUCGCUUUCGAUCAACAUUCCGGGCAAUCGUUUUGACAGUAGGUACGAUUACAGGAGCUUAAUAAGCAUGGAGACUGAACGGAGGGAUGCCAGCAGAGCCCCUCAACCUACCAGAAUAUUGCUGUUGUCAACAUCACAGUAGUCGCCAAUAGGUCCCUGAGAAGGCCUUCUUGCAAACCCUCGGAGCCAUGGAACAUAAACUACAACAGAGGGACAAAAACAGGCCCAGCUACUUUGGCAACGUCAAGACCAGACUGGGGUCCAAGCUCCCUCCUGGUGUUGCUCAGCCCCCCGGCUUCAUCGCCGGCCCCUGGGAGACAGGGCCUCAGACCGGCCCAACCAAGGAGGCCAGGGACAGCAGUCAGUCCCACCGUGCCGUGGAGCGUCCCUUUGACCACGUCCGCCACAUCCGGAACCCCCAACUGCGCCAGUAUUACCUCCAAGAAGCUACAUGGGUACCAGAGCGCGCCACAGCUAAAUCCAGGGAAGAGGGUCAACCGUCGGAUGACAAAGCAGACUGUAUGGCCCACCAUGAAGACACUGUGUUCAGUGUCACCUCCCAGUACAGUAGCCUGGGAGAUCAGACCAAGCUGAACAGGCAUCUCUCCACCUCCUCCUCCCUCAUCUCCCGGCAGCACCUCCGCGUUCCCAAGAGUAAAGGCUCUGGCCAAGGCUCAUCUCCCGUGGCGACGCACCCUGACCCCGACCUCAGGCUGGAGCCAGAGUUGGACACUGACCCAGGGCUUUCUCCGGCCCCAUCGCCCAGCCCUCACUCCCCGUCACCGGACGCAGAGUAUGACAAGUUACUGGAUGUGGAGGCGGUGCCAAUGCCUGAUGGACAGCUGUGCCUACUGGCCCUCCCACCUGAGUGUUCCCUGAGGGAGGGAACAGCGGCAAUGCCGUACCUCAAGCUCUUCUGCCGCUACAUCACUGACCGCAAGGGUGUGGUUUCUGGUAUCUUGCUGGUGACAUCCAAUAAGAUGUUCUUUGACCCGUGUAAGACUCACCCGUUGGUGAUAGAGCACGGCUGUGAGGAGUACCUGCUGUCCUGCUCAGUGGACAGCCUGGCCUCGGUCUCCUUCUACUCUGACAUCUCCCACGUGCACUUCAACUCCUCCACACACAGGUGGAAAGGAACUAAAAACAUACAGAAAACUGGCUCCAAAACUGUCAAGAUGCUCGGGCAGGGUGGGAGGCGAAGAAGCACUAGCCCUCCACACCACAAGGGGGAGACUGUCCCAGCACUGUUGUCUGCUGCUACAUCGGAGCUGAGGUCUGCCCUGGCUCUGAGCCUGGUCCAGGGGUUCUCUGAGGAGGAGAGGAGCAGUGACAUGGCUGAGUGGCAGUUGGAGGGGAAGGGUAGUCCGCUGGAAGAGCUGGUUGUGCAGUCAUCCAGGACUGUGGGAGGAUCCGUGUUGAGCAGUGCUGCCACCUGGUGUGGAGGACAAGAGGCAGCAGGGACAGGGAAUAAAGUGAGGAUGGAGCUGGUGGACAGAGAGGGGACGAAGAAGCAGCAGUCUGUGAGGAAUCAGACACCAGGCCCCUCUAGACUGUCUUCAGGGACUUCUGGAGGUCUGAUGUUCGUCAGGCUGAGACUCCAGCAAUCCACUGGGAAGAAGAAAGGUGUGGCUGCAGGCUUGCUGCUGGGGACAAACAAAACCUUACCCCGGAGGGACUCCUGGUUCGCCUUCUCCCAGGAGAGCUCAGAUGAGCUGUACGCCUACAUGAACCACUGGAGGCCUGGUCUGUGCAUGCUGGAGGGAGGGUCGGAGGAGGGCGACGAGGAGGAGUUUGUACUGGUUGAAGACAGAGAAGAGGAGGAGGAGGAGGAGAAGGAAGAAGAACAGGAGGUGUCCAAGAACCAUGGGCGGACUGGGGAGGACUGGGAGCUGGUGACAGUGGAGGAUGGUAGAGGAGAACUACCUCUGGCAUGGACAAAGUCCAGAGGGACUCUCUCAGUGGAACUGCCACCCAGGACAGUGGGCCACACGUGGCAGCUGGCUUACAGCACGUCUCGUCACGGCUCCAGCCUCAAGUCCCUCUACCGGAGGCUGAAAGGCAGCGACUCGCCUGUACUCAUGGUCAUCAAGGACUCACUUAAUCAGGUGUUUGGGAGCUUCCUCUCUCACCCUCUGAGGCCGAGUGAGACCUUCUACGGCACAGGAGAGACAUUCCUCUUCAUGCUGCUUCCUCGCUUCAAGUGUUUCAAGUGGACCGGAGAAAACUCCUUCUUCAUAAAGGGAGACCUGGACUCUUUUGCUAUCGGAGGAGGAAGUGGUCACUUUGGCCUGUGGCUGGAUGAGAUGCUGUACCUGGGCAGGAGUAGCCCCUGUUACACCUUCAACAACUGCUGCCUCUCGGAAAGAGACGACUUCCACGUCAUGGAGCUGGAGGUGUGGACAUUCUGGUGA
This is a messenger RNA of Salvelinus sp. IW2-2015, 2811 nucleotides long. NCBI's taxonomy places the organism in Eukaryota, Metazoa, Chordata, Actinopteri, Salmoniformes, Salmonidae. The record is from RefSeq and is a predicted model, not a curated record.